Molecule: messenger RNA, 1985 nt
Organism: Seriola dumerili (greater amberjack)
Lineage: Eukaryota; Metazoa; Chordata; Actinopteri; Carangiformes; Carangidae
Gene: babam1
Product: BRISC and BRCA1 A complex member 1
Exons: 9
Coding region: 126-1259 (377 amino acids)
Biological process (GO): protein K63-linked deubiquitination; positive regulation of DNA repair; double-strand break repair
Cellular component (GO): nuclear body; BRISC complex; BRCA1-A complex
Source: RefSeq, a predicted model, not a curated record
GAUAGGAAGCUGUACGUUCAAAACAGAUGUAAGCUAAUCGUUGAUAUAUUUUUGCACUUCCAAUGAGUUUUACCUUAAUUAAAUCCUAGACGCGUCUUACUUGUUAUUCACUAACCUCUGUAUCCAUGGAGACACCAGAGCCUGGUCCAGCAGACGGCGAGGAGCGUCUGGUGGAGCUGCGACCACGGACACGCUCCAACCCUGAAGGUGCUGAGGACCGUCGUAGCAGCACGGGCAGCCUGGGAGGCAGCAGUAACCCAAACAUAUCUCAGCCUGCUGUGGGCAGUCGUGUGGAGGGGGAGGGCGAAGCUUCAACCAGCGACAGUCCUCCGAGUUCCACCACCACCACUGUCUCAACAGCUGCUGCUCAGACUGUAGUUCCAGCUGCAACUGCAGUGGCGGCUGCAGCCAGUGCUUCAGUGCCUCUAUCUACUGCAGCUGCUGCAGCCAAAGAGAGGCCAAAGCCUACGCAGCAGCAGCCCCCACUGGCAACCUCUGUCCCUCCACCAGCAGAGUACCAGCUCCGAGUUCCCCGUGUCAACUGCCCAGAGAAAGUGAUUAUCUGCUUAGACCUUUCCGAAGAGAUGUCUUUGCCAAAGUUAGAAUCUUUUAAUGGGUCUAAAACAAAUGCCCUGAACAUUUCUCAGAAGAUGAUUGAGAUGUUUGUCAGAACUAAACACAAGAUUGACAAACGGCAUGAGUUUGCCCUGGUUGUAGUCAAUGAUGAUGCCCUAUGGCUGUCGGGCUUCACGUCUGACCCCCGGGAGCUGUGCAGCUGUCUGUAUGAUCUGGAGACCAACGUGUGCGAGUCCUUCAACCUGGAGGAUCUUCUUAAUGUAAUUCGCCAGAAGAUUGAGCUACCGUUGAUGGAGAACGUUCAGACCAUCCCACCUCCUUAUGUGGUGCGGACCGUGCUCAUCUACAGCCGACAUGCAGGACAGCUUCAGUUCAACCCUUCUGAGGCUGUUAGUAAAAUGCUACAGUCUCCAUAUUUUUUCUUUGAUGUGGUCUACCUACACAACGGGGUGGAGGAGCAGGGGGAUGAGACGAGCUGGAGGGACAACUAUACCUCUUUCUGCAACCUGGACUCAAAGGGCGUUUGCUAUCGCUUCGAGGUUUCCCUGAGUGGACCCGCUCUCGAGCUGCACAACUGCAUGGCCAAACUUCUGGCUCACCCUUUACAGAGACCUUUCCAGAGUCAUGCUUCUUACAGCCUGCUGGAGGGGGAGGACCCCCAGGACAUUGAGGCAACAGUCUAAACUUUGACGCACUCACAAAGCAUUGCUUCUCUGUGAAAUUUACACACUGUAGUUUGUCAGAUAGGGGGCUGGGGUUUUUUCCAAGUACACUUUAUUACUUAAGAGUUUUUUCCAUUUCCUGCUAGAGAGCAAUAAUUCCUAAAAAUGUUUAGGAAAACUAGGCGUAGUUAUAAAGGUAUUUCUGCAGGUUUCUAUUAACACUAUCAUUGUGUUUCAGUAAAACAAUGAAUGAGUCAUUCACUGUUCUAAACUGCGGAAGUAAUACAAUGAUCCAGUUGUGAGCAGUAAGUCUUAAAGGAGGAAAUCAAACAAACUACAGUACACAUGACAGUUUUCCAUAGCAGGCCUUUUGGGACAUUCAAGUAAUGAACUGUAAUAUGAUGUACUGUAUCAUGGAAGUUACAACUUCUGUAAUGUUUCUUUCCCCUUUGGUAAUUUCCACCUUUGUUGCCUAUUUUAAUGUAUUUUUUUAUUUUAUAAGGGGUUGUUUUUAAUCAUUUGUUCAUUUGUCACUCUUGUAUGUUACACAGACAAUGGAAGAAUGUACAGUAAUAUAGAUGUGGCCUCAUUUGAUUUAAAACUUUUCUUGACAAUGAUCUCUGUGGCGUUGAAGCUUUGAUUGUGAAAAAGGCCCUUGUACGGCCGGUCUAGCUGCACUUGAAACGCAUUGUAUAGAUAAGCUUUUCGAAGCUGUUUCUGGGUAUUAAAAAGAUAUGUUUAAUCAUA